AUGGACUCGAGAACUAUCGGUAUUCUAGGUGGAGGCCAGUUGGGUCGUAUGAUUGUGGAAGCUGCAAGCAGGCUAAACAUUAAAACCGUGAUUUUGGAUGCUCCUAACUCACCUGCCAAACAAAUCAACGCGCUCUGCGAGCAUGUAGACGGUUCGUUUGCGAACCCUAAGGACAUAGAAAAGAUUGCAGAGAAGUGUGACGUUCUUACUGUUGAGAUCGAACAUGUUGACGUCCCCACUUUGAAGCGUUUGAGAGAAACUCACCCCAAACUUCAAAUCUAUCCCUCUCCUGAAACAAUCGAACUGAUCCAGGACAAGUUCACCCAGAAGGAGCAUUUGAUCAAGAACAACAUCGCUGUGGCCACAAGUGUCGCAAUCCAAUCUCCAUCUGAAGAAACACUUGCUCAAGUUGGAGCCAAAUUUGGCUAUCCCUACAUGCUAAAAGCCAGAACUUUGGCAUACGACGGUCGUGGAAACUUUGUUGUGAAGUCCGCAGAAUCUAUCCCUGAAGCUUUGAAGACUCUUGGUGGUAAGCCUCUAUACGCUGAAAAGUGGGCGCCAUUCACCAAAGAGCUAGCGGUGAUGAUUGUUCGUUCUAUUGAUGGCAAGGUAUUUUCUUACCCCACUGUUGAAACAAUCCAUCAAGAUAACAUUUGCCACGUUUGCUAUGCUCCUGCGAGAGUGCCAGACUCAAUUCAGCUAAAAGCUAAAUUGCUUGCAGAAAAUGCCAUCAAGUCCUUCCCAGGUUGUGGUAUCUUUGGUGUUGAAAUGUUUUAUCUAGAAAACGGAGAAUUACUCAUUAAUGAAAUCGCACCAAGACCACAUAACUCUGGUCAUUACACAAUCGACGCCUGUGUCACUUCUCAGUUCGAGGCUCAUGUUCGUGCUGUUCUUGAUUUACCAUUGCCUAGAAACUUUUGUUCAUUCUCAACUUCCAACACGAAUGCUAUUAUGUUGAACAUCCUUGGAGACAAGAAGGAAAAGGAUGGGGAAUUGAAAACUUGCAUGCGCGCAUUAAGAACACCCGGAUCGUCUGUUUAUCUGUACGGCAAAGAAUCUAGACCUCAAAGAAAGAUGGGUCAUAUUAAUAUCAUUGACUCUUGUAUGAGCGAAUGUGAGCGUAAAUUGCGCUACAUAGUAGGAGAAGAUGCCGAACCUAUUGUCACCAGUGUUGCUGAUAGAGUUGCACAAGAGAUUCCCGGUACUUCAAAGGAGCCACUUGUGGGUAUUAUCAUGGGUUCUGAUUCCGAUCUUCCUGUAAUGAGCGCUGCAUGCAAAAUUUUGGAUGAUUUUGAAGUCCCAUACGAAGUGACUAUUGUGUCUGCACACAGAACGCCUCACAGAAUGAGUAAAUAUGCCAUUGAAGCGUCAAAACGCGGCUUGAAAGCCAUUAUCGCUGGCGCUGGUGGUGCUGCACACUUGCCAGGUAUGGUUGCUGCUAUGACACCCUUACCAGUAAUUGGUGUACCUGUGAAAGGUUCGUGCUUGGAUGGUGUCGAUUCGCUGCACUCCAUUGUGCAAAUGCCAAGAGGGGUUCCAGUUGCCACCGUGGCAAUCAACAACAGUACUAAUGCUGCUCUAUUGGCUAUAAGACUUCUAGGGGCGUAUGAUUCCGUCUACCAUCAGAAAAUGCAAGAAUUUUUGUUGAAGCAAGAGGAGGAAGUUCUGGUUAAAGCUGAUAGACUGGAGACAAUUGGCUACCAAUCAUAUUUGGAAAAAAAAUGA
Messenger RNA from Lachancea fermentati, 1725 nucleotides. NCBI's taxonomy places the organism in Eukaryota, Fungi, Ascomycota, Saccharomycetes, Saccharomycetales, Saccharomycetaceae. The record is from the annotation of a GenBank genome assembly.